Messenger RNA from Cercocebus atys (sooty mangabey), 2194 nucleotides. It is a transcript of the gene BABAM1, whose product is annotated as BRISC and BRCA1 A complex member 1. The record is from RefSeq and is a predicted model, not a curated record. Bases 887 to 1900 code for a protein of 337 amino acids. The transcript has 9 exons. Gene Ontology annotation, biological process: mitotic G2 DNA damage checkpoint signaling; double-strand break repair; positive regulation of DNA repair. NCBI's taxonomy places the organism in Eukaryota, Metazoa, Chordata, Mammalia, Primates, Cercopithecidae. Gene Ontology annotation, cellular component: BRCA1-A complex; BRISC complex; nuclear body.
CGAAGUUGGGUGGUGAAAGCGUGCGGGGCCUGUUCCUAGGGACCCAGCUCCCUUUGCCCCGAGAGAUCCAGCUCCUAGCCUUUCCUGGGGCUUCCGCCUUUAUUUCUGGUUUCUCCUGCAGUCUAGCCUCCAUCCUUCUUGCUGUCACUAAAGCUUUGUUUUCGUUAGAGGCGUGGGGACUGCAAGGCGCUCAAAGACCAUCUUGGGAAGCCCGUGCCUAUUGCCCAGAUAGACAGACUGUUCCAUUCGUGUCCUGUUUCUCUCCAAGAGGAACCACAGUCCUAAUAUUUUGCUUCUCCCUCAUGCAGACACCCGCUAGGCACGAGGGUGUCCUAGAGGUUAUUAUUCCUUUAUUCACUAAGACGUUUUCAGUUUUAGGUAACAGAAAACCCUACUCAAUGUGGCUUAAGGAAGAAAAGGAAGUUAGUGGCUUAUAGAUUGGGUCUAAUAGGAGCUGGGUCCAGGUGGUCAGAAUUCGAUCAGCAGUUUUCUGGGUAGAGACCAUUUCGCUUUUUACUUUAGAGGCAAAAGGGGCCCCUCGCAGCUCUCAACUUUAUUCUCCCAGCUUUGCAACUCUAAUGGGAGUCUCUUUUCCUUGAUGGCAGUGUUAGAAGUUGCAGAGCUGCCACUCAAUGGCCUGAUUUGGGUCAUGUGCCCAUCCCCGAGCCAUUUUCAGUGGCCAGAGAGCUGGGAUGUGCUCACUGGCCGAGUAGGGGCAUGAGGCUAGCACUACGUUAAAAAAAAAAAAAAAAAGAGGAAAAAAGAGAGGGGACUGUUAUCUUAUGUCAGAGUGACUGCUCGGCUGAUAGGUGUAAAAGGCACUCGUUCUACAGCUGAGGAAACAUACUCCCUAAGAGGAGUGACUCAUCAUCACCACACAGGAGCCAUGGAAGUGGCGGAGCCCAGCAGCCCCACUGAAGAGGAGGAGGAGGAAGAGGAGCACACAGCAGAGCCUCGGCCCCGCACUCGCUCCAAUCCUGAAGGGGCUGAGGACCGGGCGGUGGGGGCACAGGCCAGCGUGGGCAGCCGCAGCGAGGGUGAGGGUGAGGCCGCCAGUGCUGAUGAUGGGAGCCCCAACACUUCAGGAGCCGGCCCUAAGUCCUGGCAAGUGCCCCCGCCAGCCCCUGAGGUCCAAAUUCGGACACCAAGGGUCAACUGUCCAGAGAAGGUGAUUAUCUGCCUGGACCUGUCAGAGGAAAUGUCACUGCCAAAGCUGGAGUCGUUCAACGGCUCCAAAACCAACGCCCUCAACGUCUCCCAGAAGAUGAUCGAGAUGUUCGUGCGGACAAAACACAAGAUCGACAAAAGCCACGAGUUUGCACUAGUGGUGGUGAAUGACGACACGGCCUGGCUGUCCGGCCUGACCUCCGACCCCCGUGAGCUCUGCAGCUGCCUCUAUGAUCUGGAGACGGCCUCCUGUUCCACCUUCACCUUCUCCUUAGCGUCCCCACCAGAUCUGGAAGGACUUUUCAGCCUCAUCCAGCAGAAAACUGAGCUUCCGGUCACAGAGAACGUGCAGACGAUUCCCCCGCCAUAUGUGGUCCGCACCAUCCUCGUCUACAGCCGUCCACCCUGCCAGCCCCAGUUCUCCUUGACGGAGCCCAUGAAGAAAAUGUUCCAGUGCCCAUAUUUCUUCUUUGACGUUGUUUACAUCCACAAUGGCACCGAGGAGAAGGAGGAGGAGAUGAGCUGGAAGGACAUGUUUGCCUUCAUGGGCAGCCUGGAUACCAAGGGUACCAGCUACAAGUAUGAGGUGGCGCUGGCUGGGCCAGCCCUGGAGUUGCACAACUGCAUGGCGAAACUGUUGGCCCACCCCCUGCAGCGGCCCUGCCAGAGCCACGCUUCCUACAGCCUGCUGGAGGAGGAGGAUGAAGCCACUGAGGUUGAGGCCACUGUCUGAAUCAUCCCUGUACAUCUGCAUCUUCUUGUGCAAGGAAGUCCUUGGCCUAAAGCCUUGGUUCUCAUACUGGGUUCCUUGGGACCUCUGGGGUCAGGGGGUUCCAGGAGGCACCUAGGGUACCUUGUGGGGUCCUAGGAGGGAAACCCAGGAUUCCAGGAGGGAUCUCAGGAACUGUGGGCACCCAUCUUCCGUGUUUCCCAGCCCAUUUCCACUCCUAGUUUGUCAUGGAUAAUUUUUGUUCUUCCCUGUGUGAUUUUUGCCAUCAAAAUAAAAAUUUGAGACUCGUUAACCGAA